UAGCCCACGAUGGCAUCGCAGGGAAGCAUACAAGAUCGCAACAGUCUCGAGAAGUACAUUCGCCAGCUGGCGAUGAAGGCCGCACAGAUCAUUGUGCAAUCACGGUUGGGCGAGAAAAUUGCCACGGAAAGCAAUCCCAACUCCACGUCAUCGGAUUGGUUCAACAUCUCCAUCACAGAUCAACAAUCGAUUCUUGAUGUGCUCGUCGAAACUAAGAAAAUUCUACAGGAUGGUGGACAACACGAAUCGAUCACCACACGGUUGCCACUGUGUGUAGAAAUUUCGCUCCAAACGGCUGAAGGUGGUAGCAUGAUAUUGGAGUUUUGGACGCUCAGCAUCAGAACGGACCAAACGAACGCACCCCAGCGGGCCAAUCAGGUGAUCUACAACCGUAUGAGCCUGCUGCUAAAGUCACUGCUGUCAGUCACACGAGUUACGCCAGCCUAUCGAGUGUCGCGCAUGAAACGCACCGAUUCGUACGACAUCUACUACCGGAUCUAUAAAGGCGAGCCUCAGACGAAUCUGUUGGGCGAAGGUUACAACCAGGUUCGCGUCGGACAGUUGUGCACACAGAUCGGAACGCUAAACAUGGCAGUGGCCUACCGGACGAAGAUUACGUUCUCACCAACCCAAACCGGACGCGACAACACGAUCAUGAUGAAGAGCGAUCACUUCCUGAAGGAUAUUAGCCCAAAGCAUGUUCGUUACAACUACAACAAGAAAGUCGAGAAAAAGGUUAUCGAUUUGGACAAACCGAUGCGUUGCGGUGCCUUCGUAGAUGCUUCGCGUGUAAAAAAGCCCACCGAGGACGAUUACACACUGCCCGAAACGCCACCAUUCAGCUGGCUGCUACCGAAGCCGCGGGACGAAAGCGCAUUCCGUGACUGUGGCGAGGAUCGGGUAUCGCUUCACUCACCCACCAACGUGGACGAAAACUGCUCCAACAAUGCAAACAAUCUCAACAACAACAACAACACCAACAAAGGAUCUUACGAAUCGAACAGUGGUGCCGCCGGUCCGUUGCAUUUCCGAUUGUCCCAAUCGCCCAAAGGCAACAGCACGGCACCGGGCACUGAAGCGAUGGCCGUACCGGGGGCAACCGUUGCGAUCCCCUCGACCGGUACGUCACCGCCGAGCUCGUUGGGUGCUGGUGGUGAGCUGCGGCGCUCCUCCCGGUGGUCGAUACGGCGCGAUCCGUCCGAGAAUGAUCGGAUGCUGAAGGAGCUACAGUUUGCGUUUGCCGAAACGACGGCCCAGGGUGAGCUGGCGAAGUUUUUGCGCGAAUGUUCCAAUGUGCCGUCGCUGCAGGAGUUUGGUAUGAUGCGUUCGAGCGGCGAGGACACGAUUACGGAGGAUGAAAAUAUGGACGGUAGCCGGAUACUGACCGAGGCCGACACGUGCCCGGACAGUGGGGAGGAGGAUGAUGUGCUGAAUGACCUUACCCGCCAGCUGGAACAGUUCGAAACGUCCCUGCCGGAGUAUGAAUAUCUGGUGUCGUCGCUCUGUCAGUCGAUAGACAGCAAUUCGAAUAGCUAAGCGCGCUUCGUCCUGGGUGCGGAGAGA
Molecule: messenger RNA, 1563 nt
Organism: Anopheles maculipalpis
Lineage: Eukaryota; Metazoa; Arthropoda; Insecta; Diptera; Culicidae
Product: autophagy-related protein 13 homolog
Exons: 4
Coding region: 10-1536 (508 amino acids)
Biological process (GO): piecemeal microautophagy of the nucleus; mitophagy; autophagosome assembly
Cellular component (GO): Atg1/ULK1 kinase complex; cytosol; phagophore assembly site
Source: RefSeq, a predicted model, not a curated record